AUGUCACAAAUCUCACUCGUGGCCGUGCCAGGCCAACUUCUCGGCUCUAGUAGCGAAUAUCUGCCAGGUCCAGGUACACAUAUCCAUUCCUCGAAUCUCUACGCCUCCAUCCUUGGACCCAUCAAAACAGUAGCACCGCCCAAACCUAGCUAUCCCCAAAAGCGAGCCACGAAGAUUAUACCUGCGGCACCCGCGCCUCUCUCUACUAUCUCUAUUGAAAGAGCUACACUCACUGGAGACAAGGCGGAGAUUUUACCUGAAGUAAAUAGUACAGUUUUGUGUCGCGUUACAAGAAUUACUCCACGACAGGCAACAGUUGCGAUAUUGGUUGUAGGCGAAACGGUUUUGGAGGGCGAAUGGCAGGGCUUGAUUAGAGUACAAGACGUGAGGGCUACGGAGAAGGAUAAGGUCAAGAUUUUUGAGAGUUUUAGACCAGGGGAUAUUGUGAGGGCUGUGGUGAUCUCAUUAGGUGAUCAAUCGAAUUAUUACCUCAGUACGGCGAAAAAUGAGUUGGGAGUUAUCAUGGCGACGAGUGAGGCUGGCAAUGCAAUGUAUCCGGUCAGUUGGAAGGAAUACAAGGAUCCGGAAACGGGAGCCAGUGAGAGCAGAAAAGUUGCCAAACCAUUCUAG
Messenger RNA from Botrytis byssoidea, 630 nucleotides. RefSeq lists its product as uncharacterized. The coding region runs from base 1 to 630 and encodes 209 amino acids. The record is from RefSeq and is a predicted model, not a curated record. Lineage: Eukaryota; Fungi; Ascomycota; Leotiomycetes; Helotiales; Sclerotiniaceae. The transcript is spliced from 2 exons. Gene Ontology annotation, biological process: RNA processing. Gene Ontology annotation, molecular function: RNA binding. Gene Ontology annotation, cellular component: cytoplasm; nuclear exosome (RNase complex).